This is a messenger RNA of Trematomus bernacchii (emerald rockcod), 1815 nucleotides long. RefSeq names its product rho guanine nucleotide exchange factor 19. The record is from RefSeq and is a predicted model, not a curated record. The coding region runs from base 123 to 1535 and encodes 470 amino acids. NCBI's taxonomy places the organism in Eukaryota, Metazoa, Chordata, Actinopteri, Perciformes, Nototheniidae. Gene Ontology annotation, molecular function: guanyl-nucleotide exchange factor activity. Gene Ontology annotation, biological process: activation of GTPase activity. Gene Ontology annotation, cellular component: nucleus; cytoplasm. The transcript is spliced from 10 exons.
CGCUCACUCAAUCUGAGUGUCUCUGGGUCAAAUGAAGGAUCCCUCAGUAGACAAACACAUCCACAUUUGCACCUUGGUCAGAGUUUUAAAAAUAAAGAGUCUGUGUGAGAGACUGAGGCGCUAUGGAUCAAUGUGACUGCACAAAUGAAGACAUUGGAGGCCAUGACGGGAACAGUGACUCCCUGGAAGAGCUUCAGGAUUCAAGGGCAGCAGAUACAGCUGAGGAGGAAGAGCUGAGUGUGUCCUUCGAGUCAAAGUACUUCAAUUUAUACCCUCUGUACCAGGACUACCAGGACUACUGUGUGCUGGCGGGGAGAGAUGAUUUGAACAAACUGAACAAAGUUUUGUUGUGCUCACUGACAAUCCCCCAGGAGCUACAGACUCCUAUUAUCUGCCAUGGCCUCAGCGCUGAGGAUAAAAGCUUUCAACAACUAUCCAUUGGUGCGAAUAUAUGCUUGGCUAAGGCUCCCCCAGUCAGGUGUUCGACCCUUUGGCAAGAUCUAGAGGAGGUGAAGGCGUCUGGCCUGCUCGGAAGGUUGCCAGACAGAGAUAUCCGCCUUCAGGAGUUGAUGUUUGAGUUGAUCGGCUCUGAAGUGUCUUACCUAAACAGCCUUACUAUUGCUGUCAACCUCUUCCAUGCUUCGAAGGAACUGCAACAGUCCCUGACUCCAAUGGAGCAUCACAAUUUGUUUUCCAACAUUUGUCAAAUAAUGGCAGCCAGUCAAAAGUUCCUUAUGGAUCUGGAAGGUCAACUGGAGGAGAGUGUGUUGAUUUCUCAGGUGGAAGACAUUGUGCUGCAGCACUGCCCUGAGUUUCACAGGGUCUAUGUGCCGUAUGUGACCAACAUGAGGUACCAGGAGACGAUGGUCAACCAGCUGCUGCAGCAGAACAGAGAUUUUCUGCAUUUAAUCGAGAACAUUGAGAGUCACAAAGACUGUCAAAGACAGUGCCUGAAGUCAUUCCUUGUCCUUCCUUUCCAAAGAAUUACACGUAUUAAACUCCUCCUUCAGAGCAUCCUGAAACAGACCAAACCAGACGCUGACUCUAUAUCCAAUCUCGAAAAAGCAAUAGCAGCCAUCCACGAGAUUGUAACAGAGUGUGAUAAGGGGGUACAAAAAAUGGAACACAUUGAGGAGCUGGUUUAUCUGGACAGGAUGCUGGAUUUUGGCAAAAUGAAGUCUGUCCCUCUGGUUGUAAGCGGGCGUUUUCUGCUGCACCAGGGUCCCAUGAGACAAAGGAAUGUGGGGAUCAGUUGCUUCUCAAAUGUAUACCUCCACCUCUUUAAUGACCUUUUGGUUAUCUCCUCAAAGAAGCAUUGGUUCCAACACGCGGGGUUCACAGUUGCGGAUCAUGCUGAAUUCCCCAGACAUGUGAAAGUGGAGCAUGUUCAGACUGAGCUCCUGGGUCUGCCCCCAGACUCCUUCCUGUUGCAUCUCUAUAACAGUCACACCAGACAACCCACCACCAUGAAACUUGCUGCAGAAACAAGGUCGGAUACAGAGGUGUGGAUGAAGUUGCUGCAGUGUAAACGUUAGAGGAUUCAUGAAUCUGCAAACACAUUUUAAACUUCGAUUUGUGGUUUUAAAUUGCACAUUUCUAAUAUAAACCUUUGAUAAUAACAAUUAUUGUAUGACUUUUUAGAUUUAUCUUCCACUUAACUGCACCUUUUUAUAAUCUUAAUAAGGGCACCAUAUGGCACAAGGAUUUAAACAUGCACUUGUUUUUCACAAUUUGACACAAGGCAAGUAAAGGGAAACUUUUUGUAUUACUUCUUGAGAAUGUAUUUAUUCACUUGUAUUAAAAUGCUGGACACUU